Messenger RNA from Aspergillus oryzae RIB40, 513 nucleotides. RefSeq lists its product as uncharacterized. The coding region runs from base 1 to 513 and encodes 170 amino acids. Lineage: Eukaryota; Fungi; Ascomycota; Eurotiomycetes; Eurotiales; Aspergillaceae. The transcript is spliced from 2 exons. The record is from RefSeq and is a predicted model, not a curated record.
AUGUCCGACGACGCCUACAUGAGCUUCCUGAACAAAGCCAACGCGGACCUGGACACCGCGCGAGCUCAACAAGCCCAGGACUCCCCCACCGUCCGUACCGAAACAGUCGAAACAGGCGUCAGCGUCCCAGCUCCACUGACAUCAGUCGACGCCUACUACAUCUCUGAAACCGAUGAACCGUUCGAACCCGUCGCACUGCGAUGGGAUGGCGCAUCUAGAGGAAUCUUCCCCGAUGCUUCGCAUCUAUCGAAUCUGAUCUCGCCGAAUGCGGAUCUUUCAUCCUCGAUUACUACGCUAUCACCAUCUUCUUUUGAUCCCAGGAAUCAGUACCCGUCUGCGUUGCGCGCGGUUCGCGCCGCUGCUGCGGAAUCCUCUGGGGGUGAUGAGUCGGCGGUGGAUGUGAAGGUUUUUCGGGUUGAGGUUGGGCCGUCGCGGAUUGAGUAUUAUAUUCUUGCGGUGGAUGCUGAGAAGUCGUUGGUUGUGGGGUUGAGGACGAAGGCUGUUGAGACUUAG